This is a messenger RNA of Loa loa (African eye worm), 468 nucleotides long. RefSeq lists its product as hypothetical. NCBI's taxonomy places the organism in Eukaryota, Metazoa, Nematoda, Chromadorea, Rhabditida, Onchocercidae. The transcript has 3 exons. The record is from RefSeq and is a predicted model, not a curated record. The coding region runs from base 1 to 468 and encodes 155 amino acids.
AUGAAGGAGAAGAAAGAGAGAAGAGAAAAGAGUUGCUGGUUGUUGAAGCAUGAUUCAACUGAUGUAAAGGAUAAUGAAGAAAAGCCUAGUAAAAAGCGACUCAGAAAAGAACUAAUUAGAUAUGAAAUAUUCUUGCGCCUACGUUUUGUGGCAGUGAUGAUUCUUGCAUCUAAAUUAUCGAAUAUGCAUAAAGCUAACAAUCUUCAGAAGAUACGGAAGACAGAAAGGAAAAAGCUGGCCAAAGUUGGUCUGAAAAAUGCUGAUUCAGUGGCUGGUUGGUUUGUCAAUAAUUUCAUCAUGAGAAAUCGGAAGCGGAAGAGCCAUUUGGAUAUAACCAAUAGGACAUGCACAUUUUUAGCAUCACAAUUGGAAAUCGUUAAUAAAUAUACGCACAUAAAUUACUACAUUAAGAAGGAUUCACAAGUAUUACGCAGCAUUUCAAAGCAUACUACUGCUGAAAAGAAUUAG